AUGGCUGCUGUUUAUUCUGGAAUUUCUCUUAAGCUUAAAAGCAAGACAACUUCCUGGGAAGAUAAACUAAAACUGGCACACUUUGCUUGGAUUUCCCACCAGUGUUUUCUUCCAAAUAAAGAACAAGUGUUACUUGAUUGGGCAAGACAAUCUUUGGUUGCGUUUUACAAGAGAAAACUUGAACUGAAGGAAGACAUUGUUGAAAGGCUAUGGAUCUAUAUAGAUAAUAUUCUACAUAGCAGAAAAUUACAAAAUCUCUUAAGGAAUGGAAAGACAAUUAAUCUUCAGAUUUCCCUGGUCAAGAUCAUCAAUGAAAGAAUCACCGAGUUCUCUCCUUUGGGAUCCCAGAGAAGCAUCUCUUCGGUCCUGAGCUGCUGCCAGGGCAUCCUCUCGACGCCUGCCCUUGCUGUCAUUUAUGUGGCCAAGCAGGAGCUGAUGGUGGCACUUCUGAGCCAGCUGUGCCACUUAGCCUGCCGGCAGCCAGAAGGAGCUAUAAUCGCCCAGUUGUUCGAGGUCAUCCACCUGGCCUUUGGCCAUUACCUCUCAAUCCAGCAGCAGCAGGUUAAUCCAAAACGUGCUUUUGGGGAAUUGAUUGGCUCUCUCUUCCAGCCUUGCCUGGUCCUGCGACACCUACUCUCAGUGGGCCAGUGGACGCAGGCCAGUCAGGGGCAGCUGCGUCCGGCUUUGAGCCGGGACAUUAGGAAUCAGAUCGAGAGCUUGCUUCGAGGUGGAGCUUUUCAACCUGAGCUGCUGUCUUCCUACAAAGAGGAACUCUUGGAACAGCAUCAGGACAGUGCUAAGAUGGGGGCUAUGAAAAGCCUUCUGACCCCCAUCAACACCAUGAUCUCCAAGCUGGUAGACACUGGCUACUGUGAGCCAUCCCUUCAGGCAACUGUUGUGGCCAGCUCCGUGGCUUUGCUGUAUAAGCUCUUUUUAGAGUCUUACUUUAAAGAGGGAAACCAACUGCUCUGCUUUCAUGCGCUCCCCAAACUGUUUGGCUGCUUGAGGAUUGCCUGUCUCCAGGAAGAACAGACAGAAACCCUCUCCACGUCCGACUGGACCACGGAACUUUUGGUUGUGGAACAGCUUCUAAAUGCAGUGGUCAACAACAAUAUUUACAACGUUGCUGCCGAUAGGAUCCGGCAUGGGGAAGUUCAGUUCUGUUUUUACCGCCGUCUAGCUGAGUUGCUGAUAAACCAUCCACAAGCAUCUAUACCAGCCUGGUUCCGCUGUCUGAAGAUUUUGAUCUCUCUGAAUCAUUUGAUUUUGGAGCCAGACCUGGAUGACCUGGUGGCUUCCGGUUGGGUUGAUGCAGAAGUAACAGAGUUUCGAUCCAGAAAAGCUCAGGAGGUGCUUAUUAACACUCUCUUCCAGACUUACGCCAAACUCCGGCAAGUACCGAAGUUGUUUGAGGACAUUCUGGGUGUGAUCUGUCGUCCAGCUGCUGAGGAGCUGCGGCGGCCUGUUCUAUCCUCAGGCCCUUCCAUAGUGCUCUCUGAGUGCCUUACGGAAUUGCCUCCCAAUCAGAUCUUGGACACAUGGUCCCUCAUGCUGGACAAGUUCCAGUCUUUGAUUUUGCCAUGUGUGCUGGAUGAUCCUGACAUUGCCUUGAAGUCACUGUCGCUGAGUUCGCUUCUACACUGUGUCAUGUUUAACAUGAGGAGCUUGGACAACAGCAGCCCUCUGCCUGUGGUCAGACGGACUCAGUGCAUGAUGGAGAGCAUGUGUCAUGAGCUUGUGCGGCCCUUGCUCCACCUUCUGACUGACCUGAAGGCCCCAGACCGGGGCCUGUGGCAACAGAAGGUUAGUGAUUCUGCACUCCUGCUUGCUUACACAUGGGCCCAGGUGGACACCAUGUUCAGUCUCAACUGUAGCCAUUACCACUCUGUAUCUGGGCCCUUUACAGGUCCUGAUCUGGAGAUCUCCAACUUCCCUUCACAGCUCCCAGGUGUUGAAAGAAAACACUGGAAGGAGAUAGAAAAGCUUACAGCUCGGUUUGACUCUCUUGGCAAGUAUUGCCUCGAACAGCUGUAUCUGCAGAAGAUGAAAAGGACUUUAAUGCAAGCUAGUUGGAAGUCCGAAGAAGCCCUCCAGACUUUGAAGUAUGACGCUGCCUACAUUCUUCGUUCUGGCAAGGAGAGCUUGAGUCAAAGCAGAGUGGCUUCCUGGGAUCGCCAGGUGGGGACAGUGGAUGCACUUACUUACCCGGUAGCACAUUGGCACUUGAUUGUUUCAAAUCUCCCAAUGUUGGUACCGUACCUUGGCCCAGAUGAUGUGCGCUACCUAGCUAAUGUCCUGCUAAGGAAUUUACCAAUGCACAAAGCCCAGGAAGACUCAGCAGAGGAAGGUCCCUGUAUCACCCUUGACAAGCUGUCCAAGGCUGUCCUUCACAGUCCCCUCUUCCCGGAAAUGCAGUCUCUCCAGUCUGUUUUCUUGAUGUGCGUCAUUGCAAGAUGUAGUAGCAUUCUGAUUUCUGGUGCCCAGGGUGACGUGGGUCUUCUAAGGCGGCAGGUACCCUGGCUUUUUGAAGAAGACCACACAGUUGUGACUCAUUGGGAGAACAGACUUGCAAAUGUUGGACCUGAGGAUGUAGAGCCAAGAGGAGAGAUUGCCCAGAAGUUACUGUCGUUGGUCAAGAGUGACUUCCCCAUUGAGCUGGAUGCGGAACAAUUGGAAAGCAUCCUAGGGCUUUUGGAAGUUGUUUCUGCUCUACAGCUGGACUGUCUCUCGGCUCCCUAUCAUGUGCACUGCUUUCUCCUGUUAUUGUCCAUGGUCAUCACCAAGUUGGGUAGCCAUUGCUCCUCACUGACUCUCAAGUUUCUGAUGACCUGCUAUCGGCUUCUUGGUUACCUGCAGAGAGGAAGAAGUGCCCGGGCUGUGUUUAAGAUCAUGUAUGCCAGCGAUAUUUUUCAAAUCAUCCUGACCUCCUUGUUCAAAGUCAGUAGUCAAUUUCUUAUUAAUAUAGAUGACCCCUCUUGGUUGACAUUUCUGCAAGUGAUCGAGGCAUUCUUAGAACAGUUAAUGCAGAUACUCAUCCAGAUAAAGCUAAGUUUGGCGCUCAAUUUUGGGAAAAUCAUUGAAUUUCUCUCAAGCUGCAAACAGUACACUAAGGCGGCUUCUGGCAAACAGCUGAGAAACCAGAGUUGUCUGGGCAGGCAGCUCUUGCUGGUGUCUUUAACUAAGUUGUGCCAAGUUUUGGGCUCUUUUGUCAAAGAGCAGAAACAACAUCGGGAACCAGAAGAGGUACUGCCUGAGCUGCUGCGACAGGCCAUCCAGCAGACUGGGGCUGUUCUGCUGCUCUGCUCAGUGUCCAGGGCAACAAGCUGGUGCCUGCCCUCCACCUACCUCUCCUCGGUCACCACACUCCUGGAAGCGGACAUGAGCCGGCACUCUAGGAACGGAGAGGCAGAGAUUUCUAGCGUGUCAGACAAAAUGCCAUUUGCCCACACCUCUCUAUAUCAGACUGUUUAUUCCCAGAUAUUGUCAGAGUUGCCAACUCUAGCAGGAAACAUCUCAUCUUUUCAGGCAGGCUUGCAGUUUUUAACUCUUUUCUUUCUGGCUCCAGAACUCCAUCCUCCGAAGGACUCCAUUUUCACCUCCACGAUUCAGUCUCUAAGAAGAGUCCUUGCAGAUCCCCAAGUUCCCUUUGAGGUGAUUGAAGAAAUGGAACCUCAUUUGGAAGCCUUGUUUACUCAGAUGCUAGCUGUUGGGACAACCGAGGACUUUAGGAUGGUGAUGCACUGUGCGCUCCGAGGGCUGGAUGUCAGUAACGUGUGGAAAGCAGAUUUGCAGGCUGUUCUGUCAGCUAUUACAUUGAUCAGGUUGCUACUGAACUGCCCGUUAAGUGGAGAGAAAGCAAGUUUGUUCUGGCUCGCAUGCCCCCAGAUCAUCACAGCUCUGACGCUGCAAACCCGAGAGGCUUGCCAGGAGCCAUCUUUGCUUCUCACGGUGGUUGGGCCUGUUUUAGACAUCCUGGCUUUGCUGCUGCGGCAGGGGGAGGAGGUCAUUCACAACCCUCACCAUGUCAGCUUGGCCUUCGGCAUUCUUCUGACAGUGCCCGUGGAUCAUCUGAAGCCUUCGGAGUAUGGCAGCAUCUUCCCAAGGAUUCACAACGUGCUCUUUUCAAUUCUGCAGUGUCACCCUAAGGUAAUGCUGAAAUCCAUCCCUUCAUUCUUGAACUCCUUUAAUCGAUUGGUAUUUUCAGUUAUGCAUGAAGGGCGUCAGAAAGAAAAAGGAAGCACAGAUGAUCUGACGGUGGUCCUAGAAUGUGCACGCCUGGUCGAAAGGAUGUACAGCCACAUCGCAGCCAAAGCCGAAGACUUUACAGUGUUUUCCCCCUUCAUGGUGUCCCAGUAUGUGAUGGAGGUGCACAAGGUGACCUUGUAUCCAGCUGUGAAAGACCUUCUCCAGGAGGGUAUUUAUCUCAUUCUGGACCUCUGUCGUGAACGGGACAUCCAAUUCUUGAGAGUCGCAUUGCAGCCAGGACUAAGAGACGUCUUUAAAGAGCUGUACAAUGACUAUCUGAAGUAUCACAAAGCUAAACACGAAGGAGAGAAAAGAUACACUGCCUAA
This is a messenger RNA of Chrysochloris asiatica (Cape golden mole), 4572 nucleotides long. It is a transcript of the gene URB2, whose product is annotated as URB2 ribosome biogenesis 2 homolog (S. cerevisiae). Gene Ontology annotation, biological process: ribosome biogenesis. Gene Ontology annotation, cellular component: nucleolus. The transcript has 9 exons. The coding region runs from base 1 to 4572 and encodes 1523 amino acids. The record is from RefSeq and is a predicted model, not a curated record. Lineage: Eukaryota; Metazoa; Chordata; Mammalia; Afrosoricida; Chrysochloridae.